Eimeria acervulina is the source of this 4248-nucleotide messenger RNA. RefSeq lists its product as hypothetical. Bases 1 to 4248 code for a protein of 1415 amino acids. The transcript is spliced from 5 exons. The record is from RefSeq and is a predicted model, not a curated record. Gene Ontology annotation, molecular function: RNA binding. Lineage: Eukaryota; Apicomplexa; Conoidasida; Eucoccidiorida; Eimeriidae.
AUGGAGCAAGACGGUCCAGGGGACUCCGGUCCUCCCAGCGACUCUGCAGCAGCAGCAGCAGCAGCAGAUGCGCCCCAAGCGAAUGGGGCCGUAGAAGCGCAGCAGCAGCUGCAGCAGCAUCAGCAGGAGCAGCAGCAGGAGCAGCCGGGGGAAGAAAGAGGCAGCAGAAAUAGCAGCAGAAGGCCUUCAGCAGCCUGCAGCGCAGCAGAUGAGGAGGAGGUUAUAUACUCAGACCACGAGGGACCCUCAGACGACUUGCAGCAGCAGCAGCAGCAACAGCAGCAGCAGCAGCAGCAGCUAGAAGCAGAGCAAGGGGAAGUCGAUGGCGGAGGAAAGGGAGCAGGUGCUUCGCAGGAGGGCUUAGAGGCGGCUUUUGGAAGCAGCAACGGCAGCAGCAGCAGCAGCAGCAGCAGCAGCAGCAGCAGCAUGGAGCAGCAGCAAAGCCAAGGCGCCUCAUCGGGUUCGAAUGUCUGCGCUGCGGAUAUGAACGGGAAGGGGGGAGGAGAAGGUGCAGCAGCAGCAGCAGCAGCAGGCGACGAGAGCACUGCAGCAGCAGCAGCACGCGCCACGGAGACAGGUGCAGCAGCAGCAGCAACUGUCUUUCGGUUUGCUGUUGCUUGCGAAGAGAGCGAUGAAGAAGGAGCAAUAUCUGAAGAAGAAGAGGCCCUAUCUGCUGAAGAUGCGUCUUGUGAAGCAGCAGCAGCAGCAGCAGUAGCAGCAGCAGCAGCAGCAGCAGCAGCAGGACAGUGCAGCAGCAAAACAGUCGAGGUUCAGAACGCCCCCCUUAGCUUCGAUGCUGCAGCAGCAGAAGCUGCUUUAAAAGAAGCUUGCGGCUCUUGUUUGCUGCGGCUGUCUACUUCUCCUUCUUUGACUGGAGAUGGGUUGCAGCUGUCUCUUGUCUUCAGCAGCAGCUUAGCAGCAGCAGCAACAGCAGCAGCACUUAACGGACGUAAGGCUUCCCGCAGGGUCCUUCGUGCUGCUGUUGCGGGGCCCCCCCGCUCCCCAGCAGCGUGGGGCCCCCAGAGGGGGCCCUCACAUAUGGGUGCUUCAGUUGCUGCACCAGCAGCAGCAGCAGCAGCAGGAACAGCAGCAAGCGGCUUCCGCGUCCCGCAGCAGCAGCUACAGCAGCAGCAGCUGCAACAACAGCAGCUGCAGCAGCAGCAACAGCAGCUGCAGCAGCAGCAGUUGCAGCAGCAGCCUCCCCCCCCUCCACCCACAGGGCCUGGAGGCGUUAAAGCGGUUUUGAGGCCCCGAGCAGUAAUCUUAAGGAGAGAUGCUGCAGCAGCAAACCCAGGAGGAGGAGGCGCAGCAGCAGCAGCAGCAAGUGCUGCAGCAGCAGGGGGCUCUCCUGCGGGGCUGGGGAGCCGCGUGUGCCUCACCCCACGGCCGGGGGACGCGUGGGGCUCCCAGGGGCAGCCAGCAGCAGCAGCAGCAGCAGCAGCAGGUGAAGCAGCAGGUGCUGCUGCUGCUGACGGUAGGUGGAGGGUAGAGAAAGUUAGCCAGUGGUCAGAGGAUAUGUCUAUAGAAGAACAGAUGCAAGACUUCAGGCAGCUGCAUGCGAGGUUCAGACACACCAUCAGAUAUUUGCUGCUGUCUAAUCUACCGGAGCGGCUGCAGCAGCAGGAGGCCCUCCUUGAUUGGCAUCGUCAGGUUGUGGGGCAGCAGGUGGAGGUCUUAAUUGAGAUUAUAAGACCUGAGCACCAGCAGCAGCAGCAGCAGCAGCAGCAGAGUGCUGCAGCAGGGGGCUCUGAGAAGUCGGAGACUGCUGAUGCUGAUGCCGCUGCUCCUGAUCCUGCUGCUGCUGCUGCUGAGGGCGAUGCUGCAGCAGAUAGCAAGGACCCUGCAGCUUGUGCUGCAUCUGCGACGGAACCCGAAGCUGCAGCAGCAAGUGCAGCAGCAGCAGCAGAGCAGCAGGGGAAGGAGGAAACUGCAGCAGCAGCAACAACGCCUGCCAAGGAGGCCGAUGAGGCUGCUGCCGCAGCAACAGCAGAAUCUGCUGCAGCAGAUUCACCAACUGCAGCACAAGCAGCAACAGCAGAAACAGCAGCAGCAGACGCAGCAGCAGCAACAGAAGCAGCUGCACCUGCGGAUACAGCCGAACCGAUGAGCGCGGAAGCUGCAAAAGAAGACAGCAGCAGCAGCAGCAGCAGCAGCAGCACAGCAGAGAGCAGUGGGGCUGCAGGCGAUGCCUGCGAGGGUGCAGCAGGCGAGGAGGCAGCUGGAGGAGCAGCAUCCGGCGGAGCAGCAGCAGCAGCAGCAUCCGGAGCAGCAGCAGCAGCAGCAGGGAGUGGGGUGGUAGCUCACCUAACUUAUAAGACAAAGCAUGCAUGCGUCGGGGCCCUGAGGAAGCUGCAGCAAAAUACUGAUGAUGUUAUUGCUGCACCUGCGGGCCCCCGAAAAGCAAAUGCUGUUCUAUGGGUCGGGAACUGCCGAGAUCUGAAGGUUGAGCUGCUAGGGGAGACGCGUCGUUUGUUUUCUUCUUUCGGGGUCUUAGAGCGUUUUCAGUUUCUCGUUGAGAGGGGCUGCGGAUUUGUGCAUUAUAAACGCGUUGCUGAUGCUGUUGAAGCUCGGAACCAUCUGCACGGCGUCAGCGUAGGCGGGGUGUCUCUGAACGUUGACUUCUCACCGUCUGGUCAGGCGUUUUUCAGCGAGAAGAAAAACGCAGCUCAGAGACAGAGAGACGAGAGACAGGCUUCAUCUUUGUCUCCUUCACGUCAGCAGCACCAGCAGCAGCACCAGCAGCAGCAGCAACAUCAACAGCAGCAUGGUAGGGCAGGCAGGCAGAGGCACAGGCAGCAGCAACAACAGCAACAACAGCAGCAGCAGCAGCAGCAGCAGCAGUCUACAAAGUCAUCUGCUGUUCAUUCGAUGCCACCCCACAUGCGGGGGUCUCCAAUAGGGGGCCCCCCCUAUGGGGCCCCCGGGGGCCCCGGGGGGCCCCCUGGGGGCCCCCCCCCUCUUUUUAGUGUGCGGCCAGGGGGCCCCCCAGUAGGAGACAGGCAAUUCUUCGAUGUGGGGCCCGGGGGGGGGCCCCCAGGGCCCCUACCUGUACGUAGAGGCGUCCUACCUGCACCUGGGGGGCCCCCGCUGCUGCGGGCUGGGGGCCCCCCCCACUUGCUGCUGCAGCGGGACAGAUUAGGAAGGCCUCUGAGAUAUUCAGGUGAGGGGCCCCCACCUAGAGUGCUGCCACCGCCACAUGACUUUCGUGCUGCUGCUGCAGCAGCAGCAGCAGCAGGAGGACCCUAUGAUGAACAACAUAGUAGGAGAGACAGCUGGGGAAGGCGGGGGCCCCCUACGCUGUAUGCGCAGCAGCAGCAGCUCAGACCAGAUGCAUUCAGAGACGAAUUUGAGGGGCCCUAUCGGGGCCCCUCUAUAGAAAGAGACAGAGAUAGACACAGGAGCAGAGACAGAGACAGAGACAGAAACAGAGACAGAGACAGAGACAGAGACAGACGCUCCUUAGAGGCCUCCCCCUCAAGCCACAGCAGAGACAGGCGCGGUGCAGCAGGAGACAGCAACAACGAAAGCAGCAGCAGCAGCAGCAGCAGCAGUGGGGCCACCAUAACCAGCGAGUUGUUGUCUCUGCUGCGGCAGCGGCUUCUCAGUGGUGCUGCAGCAGGGGCCUCGAAGCAGGCCAGCACAGACGACAGCAAACGCAGCAGCAGCAGCAGCAGCAGCAGCAGCAGCGGUAGCGGCGGAGGAGCAGCAGCAUCGGAGAAAGGCAGCAGCAGCGGGAAGGACCCGCUGCUGCAGCUGCUGCAGUGUGAGCCUCAGCUGCUAGACUGCAUGUUGCUAGACCUGGCUCGGGAGCGGCUGCAGCAGCAGCUAGGAGACAGCAGCAGCAAAGGUGCUGCUGCUUCUCCUUCAUCUAGGUCUCCUGCUCGCAGCAGCAGACGGCAGCGGGGGGGAGGCACACAAGCUGAUGAAGCUGCCUCUAGAGAGAGGGGGGGCCCCGAAAGCAGCAGCAGCAGCAGCAGCAGCAGCAAAGGGGUUGCUGCAGGCCACAGCACCGGCUUGAAAGAAGCAGCAGAGGAGACACUGCAGCAGACGGCGCAGCAGAGGGUCUCUGCAGCAGCAGCAGUUGGGGUGAUGAGGGUCCCCACGGCAGCAAGCGGCGUCGCGUUGGGCAUCACCCCCCAAGCAGCAGCAGCAGCAGCAGCAGCAGCAGCAGCAGCAGCAGUGGGGGAGUUGGUGGUGCUGUCUCUGGGGGCCCCUCAGGGGUGCGGGGGGUCCAUGGGGGCCCCCUAG